AUGGCGCAAAAUACACUCAGACAAGAUGUCGAUUUUCAAGGAUUAUUCAGAAAGCUUGGCCAUAAUCUAGAAGAGAUCAGAGUUCGAGCUUUAGAAAAUAUUUUAUCAAAAUUAAAACACAAUCUGAUCUGUGAAGCUGAUUUGAUCCAUGAAAGACAUCUUUUUAUACGUCUGCUGGAAUGGUUUAAUUUCCCAAAAUCAACACAACAUGAAACUGUUUUGAAUUUAAUUAGAGAUUUAUCUCAGCACACAUCAGCUAUAGAGAUCCUACAAGGUAUAGGUGGUGUAGAGUUUUUAUCUCAGUUACGGUCUAAUAUCACACUCAGUCUUCAGCCUAUUAUAGAUCAGAUACUAGAGAAUAUUCUACGUCUACCUACAGCCUCAACUAAUCAACACGCUCCAGAAUGUAUUUAUCAUAGACCUGCUACUGACAGUGCUAAUGUGACCCAGCAAUCUGUCCAAUCAAGCUGUACUAGUCACAGUAAUCGUAGUACACCUACUAAUAUCACUCAACAAACAGUAGUUGUAAACACAGACAAGAUAGAUGUAUUAGAAGAACCUCAACCAAGAUAUUUUACUAAUGGAGAUCCCCUGGACAUAGGCAAUGCUCCUCCCACUGGAUUCCGUUUGACAGCAUUUCCAUGGUUACCAUUAACGCCAACAGACAGACAUGUUUUGGAAUCGACCAAUAAAUCUUUACAAAGUCGAGAUGCCAAGAUGUUGGCGAGUUCCUGUGAAUUUCUGAGUGAUGUCGUGUUUCAGGAUUUUCCCUCGGAAAUAUUUCUCCAAAGGCCACAAGUUGUCAAAAGCUUAUGGUCGUUGCUUCAACCCAGUAAAGAUAAGAAAUAUGAUCUAUCUACCCAAGCUGCUGAAACUUUGUGUGAUUUAUCACGAUGUCUACGAUCACGAAUCCAGUUUUAUCACGACCCUGCUUUAUAUACUCCUAAACAAGACUUUCUGUUCCCCUCUCCGCCAUCAUUUUCUACUGGAGUUAGUGGUGGUAGUUCGGCAGGUUUGUCGUCUGAUGUAAGAAGUGAUCUGAUUGGUUGGAACGAUACCAGACAGCGUGGUGAUGGCCAUGAUGGGGAUACAUCUUCUAGCAGAUCUUCAACAAGUCUAGGAUUCGAUGGUGAGAGAUCACGAGAAGAAACAGAUCAGAAUGAACGACAGUCGUUACAAUAUCAUCAACUAUAUUUACCUCAGUAUUGUCUUAACACCAUGAUUAAAUCUCUACCAUUACUACAGACCACAGACGUUACAAAGGCUGUUAAAGUUUUAAAUCUCUUACAUCAAGUUCUGAAUAUAUUUACUGAAAUAUUAGGUGAUAUUUGGUCUGAUGACAGCCAAAUGACUCGAGAUACAACAGAGAAAUUUGAAGAAUGUUUGUUGAAUGUAGCUAUAUUAUUAGAGUUCCACUACCCUGAUGUUAAUGGUAAUAAUACUAAACAUACUGUAACAGUACAUAGACUGAUAUAUAUUGGUAUCUCUCAUUUACUUGUCAAAAUGGUGGUCCUAAUACCUAGAAAUAAGUGUUGCAGUAUAGUACCAGAGAGACUGAAGGCUUGGAUUGGAGCUGUGAUUUUUGACGAGAGUUUAGCUGAUAGUUAUAGGUACAUACGGACUACUUUACUACCGUAUCUACAGGAAGUUGAUACACAGAACUAUCACAAAUAUCACUCCGCCUCUAGAAUCUGUCACUCCAUGCAGCAGACAUGUCAGUUUGUACAGGCUGUUAAAAAUGGGGGUCAUGUAGCUGCUGAUAUUAUCACCAUGGCAACAGAAUCUAUCCCUAGUCUCCCGUAUCACCAGUAUUUACCAAUGAUUACAGAUCUAAUACAGUUUACAGCCAAUCAUAUAGGAAACAGAAUGCAACCUGAUAAUAGUUUAAUGACAGUCUCGAGAAAGAUAAUAUUAAAAUUACUGGCUCAUCCUUUAGACAGUGUUAAACUGUUUACAUAUAAAACAAUACUUAAUCUUAUACAGUCAGUAUUAAAUGUAAAAGAAGCUGCCACCCCCCUAUCAAGAUCCUGUCUACAAGCCCAGUUUAUACUAGACCCUGACAUUCUCUAUCAACUGGUUGUGUUUGGUUUGAAUGAUUCUCAUAAACAGAUAUCUAACCACGCCAACACCCUACUAUAUCACCUAUUAAACAGUAGAUAUACCAUGAAUGAAGAGAUGUGGUCCUGUUUGAUUCAAUCAUUAUACAGAUCGUUCCCUGUACUACAGUCAUAUUGUGAUAUGUCAAGUAAACUGGGCCAGAAGAUCUGGACUAUAUUAGAUCCUAGAUCAUCCAGUGAAUUAAUAUCGUUACAAGAUAAAUUACGUGGCUGCCUUCGUCUUCUCUUCUCUCAUGAUUUACAAGUUCGUACUAGAGUAUUGGAAAGACUUUCUUGGUUUCUAACCAAUGAAACAGACAGUACCAAUAAGAUACCAGUCUUCUCUGAACUGGAUGUUAAAGACUUGUGUGAUGUUUUGAUUGUCAAGACACCUAGAAAUAUAGAAGAAAAUAUAGGCCGCUCAGUAUUCCAGGUUGAUAGUUUAAAACAAGUAUAUAAUAUAUUUACAUCAUCACCUGUGGAUCCUGGUGUGAAAAAAUCAGCAGCAGAUCAACUAGCUAUAAUGUUACAAGAUUCAAAUUUACACAGAGCAUUUAAAGAAGUUGGUGGUUUAGAAGUUGUGUUAGAUAUUUUAACAAAAAGUGUCCAGAAAAACACAGAUUCUGAGCCUGUAUUACCUAACUAUCUACCAGCUUGUAUUACUAUGUUACGAUUACUACUUCACCAUGACUACACGCUACAUCAUAACCUGUCACAUGACCAUCAAAUAUACUAUACGUUGAUCAGAGCUGCUCUCCUGUAUAUGAAGGAUGAAAAGACACAUUAUGACGUCUGCCAUAUUCUAACGUUGUUACUGUUCGAUGAAAUUUCUAAAUUUGAUGUCAGUAAUUCUAAAUCAGCGUUUACACUGCCAACUGUCUUGACUAAAAGAUUCAAACUUCCAUUUAAACCAACUUGUCAUCAUGAAACCAGCCCCAAUAGAGUAACCUUGACCUUUGACCCGGACCCUCUGACUACUGGUGUUGCCAUGGAGAAGUUGAAAAUAUCGUGGAAUAUAGCAUGGAAUGAUGGGAUUGAUAAAUUGUUGGAUUUGAUGAAAAUGGAUAAGAAGAAUGGUGAAACUGAGCCAGAGUUUUCAGCAGCAUUAAAGCUGACAACUCUAGACAAAUGUCUGAUUAGGACAACACAUCUGGAGUCUGGUUUAAAAUCCGGAGUUUACGAUAUUUCUAACGCCACGUCUCACCGAGCCGUUAUUGAGAGUCUCAGCAAUCUAUUGGUUAACGUCACUAUGGGUCAAGGGUCACAGGCUGUGUACAAAUUACAUCAAUUUGAUUGGUGGACACCUUUAACAAGAUUUUUAGAAGUGACUCCAUCUUCAGUACCUGAUGAAGAAUUAUUGUUGAAGAUUUUGGGAUUUAUUACACAUUUAAUGAAACUGACCAAUCAGGUUCCAGAUAACAUAUUAACAUGGCUUGGUGAACGAUUGUAUCAAGCUACAGGUCCUCUGAUUGGUUUAUUAAAUAGGUCACCAGGAAAUGAACCAUCGGAUACAGAAGAUGAUUUAGCUGUUUUGAGAAGGUUGUUAGAUAAGACAUUACUGAGAUUUAUUUCUAUUUUUAACUCUAAGUUACCAUACCAACUUACUAGAAGAUUCAGUAUGCAUCAAAUGAGAGGAGAUAUUGUCCGUGAAUUAUUUCUACGUUUAAACGUAACUGAUGCCCCACAUUUCUACAACCUGGCUUCUCUAGAAGGAACUUUAACAUCUCUGAUGCACAUCACCUCCAGACCUGGUUGGAGUGAAGAGUGUUCUAGCUUAGAUGGUCCUGGUUUAUCAUCUAGAUUACUUAAUUCAUUAUUAGAGGUUGUUUCAGCAUUUCAUAUUGGACGAGGAGGGACAUUAAUGUCCUAUAUGGGGAAGGGAGUAACUAAAUCAGCUACACUGUGUUUACGUCAUCUAGCUUAUGAGAUGCCUAUAGUUACUCAUACUAAUGAUUGGCAGAAGAAUUGGUUAUAUUCCAGGCAAGGUGCUGAUGCUGUGGGGGAACCAGGUUUAAAUUGGAUGUUAACAUUAUGGGCAUACAGAGAUCCAGAGGUACGAGCAGCCGGGUUAGGUAUAGCAAUGGCGUUAACCUCGACUGAAGCAGGAAGAAUCAUGAUGACUAAUAACUGUAAACAUAUACCAGGUGGUAUCUGGGGUGCUGUGUUUACAAUACUACUCAAUCAUAGUGAAUGUAGUAUAGUCCGACAACAGGCAGCUCAAGUGUUGGUAAAUCUAACAUCUCAGACUAUGCCUAGUGGAAAUAUUGAAUCUAAAUCUACUAGUAGUAAUAAAUGGCAGGGACCAGUUGUAACGGAUGAGGAAUUCCAGUUGACUCUAGUUGGUUUACCUGCAUUAUUAGCCUUAUUACAUCAUAGUAACUUUUACCAACAAAUGGUAGUCUUACUGUCUAAUUUCUACCCUUACGCUUCCGUUCAAACUGUCAACGUUGAAAUGGAGACUAAUUUAAAACAGAAUAUAGAUACAGAUCAUGUUUCAACAUCAGGAGAUAGUACCAGUGCUUCCAUUCCAACCUUCUCCUUCGCUACAUCACAACAUUUUACUAAUCGUUCCCAGCGAUUAUCAUUCGGAACUGUUACACCAGAAUCUACCAAAUCAUAUGGUGCCAGUGAAACUACAGCAACGACCUUGACCCCAGAGUCAGGUGAUUUUACAGAAGAACACAGUGUAGUGACGCCAUGUUUAGUUUCCGCGGUUACCAGACUAUUACGUAAUUUAGUUAUAUUAGCUCCUCAAGACACCUUUACAUCUUUAAAAAGAGACUCGUUUAUACAGAUAUUCCUCAGUAUGAUGGAUAUUUCUAUAGUCCAGUCACUUUGUAAGGAUCUUCAGUCUGGAUUAUCCAGUAACCAGACUCAGUUGGUGUUAAGAGACUGUAUACAUAUGUAUGAUGGUAUAGUGGAACUGUUUAGAGUUUGUGUAGUUUAUGAUACUCCAAUACGUAAUGAUAUAAUAAACAAUCUGGACUCACUACAGGCUAUAUCAUCUUUAUUAGUACUGGAAUGUGAAGGAAACACUGAUAUAUUCUCAUGUUGUAGUAAAUUAUGGAGAACUAUAUUUUUAUUUUUUACCUCGUUACUACAAGUUCAAGGUUCCACAACCCUUCAUUCCUUAACGUCAGUUUUCACUGAACUCUGGCCAGCUAUAACAGACACGUGUGUGAAUAUAACACGAGUGUAUGUAGAUGAAACUAAAGAUCUAUAUAUCUCAUGUUUAACGUUCCUAGCCGUGUUAUUUAACGAGGAGGCGAAACGUUAUUAUCGAUCAGCUGAUUCAGACCAGAUAACUCUGGUUGAACUUCUCAGUCAAAAUACCAUGUCACGUAAACAAGGAAAAGAGACAAGUCUGUGUUCAACAGGAUCACGAUUAACAAAGGUUUUGAUUGGUUUAUAUGAGAAUAAUUGUACUAAACCUAAAGAUAUUAACCAAUCAGCAGAGAGGGUACUUAUUGUCAAUGUUUUAAAGUCAUUAUUAGCUAUCUCACUCUCGGCUAAAGAAACAGCUUUAGAAAAUGGGUUGGCAGAGAAUUUACUAGAGAAUAUAAAACAGACUCAUUCUAAAUUAAACCUAGAAUCAGUUACCCCUGCUAAAAAUUUAACCAAGAAAAAAGAAGAUCCAUUGUUACAAGAGAUCAUCUUGACUUUUGAUCUGUUGAGAAAUUUUAUGUGCCAGAAUUCAGGAGUGAAGACUGCGUGUUACCAUAGUGAUUUGAGUUGUAUUUGUCAUAAGUUAUGGAGUUGGUGUCUGAUCGACCCACAUCUGAUGUCGGCCAUGUUGAAUUUAUUAACUACAUACACUGCUCAAUGUUCAACAGCUACUAGUUCCCUAGCGUAUACCAGUCCUACAAGUCUGACACCAGCAGUUCCAGGCAAAUCUCAACUCAGCUCCAACUCACUAGUUCAUUGUGUAAUAAAACUGGGUAGUAAGGAGUUGGAGAAAGAAUCGUCAGCCGUCUUGAAAUCUAUUUUUAGUUUAUUAUGUAACAUUGUCAUGUCUCCUGAGGGUAGAAACAUACUGUGGAAGUGUAAUAUAUUAAGUGAGUUCACACAGUUAAAUCCUAAGAAAAGUAAGAAAUCUGGAUCACGAGGUAAACAGAAAGAGACUGUAGAUGUACUGUGGUUAGAGUUAUUAAUUAAUUUAUCAUUUACUACUGAUGGCCAGCAGAUUAUCUUUAAAGUUCACGGAGCUGUAGACCUGUUGUUAGAUUUUGUAGAAUUUGGCAGCCAGAAGACGUCAGAACAAGCCUUGUUAAUUCUGCGUAAUCUAUCUUGUCAUACGUCAAAUAAACCCAAAUUAUUGGCCAAUGAGAAGUUAAUACCUUAUAUAUUAAAAGUGGUAGAAACAGGCUGUGAAAGAAGUAAAACAAUCGGGGCCUCAGCGUUAUGGGCUCUUAUUUAUAAUAAUCAGAAGGCUAGAGUAUUGAUGAAGAACGCCAAUAUUUUACCAAAGUUAAAAGAAUCGUUAUAUACCAGUAGUACAAUCACCAACAAAACUUCAGAAAGUGAAAAAUGGUCUCAAGAACUUAAAAAUAUCAUCAAUUGUUUAAUAGAAUGAAGUCACAUUUUCUGGGAACUUUCAAUUCAAUUAAAAUAUGGACCCAUUGACUGCAGUAUUAUGACAAUUUAUACAGGAUUUUCACCAACUCUUAUGAGGCUUUUUGGAUAUAACAAUUGAUAAGGCGGUCCUUGGUGUGUUAAUGCAUUCGGUUUACUUACACAUAUGCAGUGUAAGUGGCAAUUUCCUUUUAUUUCAUCAUUUCAUUAAUGACUUUAUUCCUUUCUUUUUGUUAUUGAAUUUUGAAACAUGUAAAAAUGUAUAUUAUUUAUAUUCAUAGUGUUUGUAAUUUUC
Molecule: messenger RNA, 6963 nt
Organism: Lottia gigantea (owl limpet)
Lineage: Eukaryota; Metazoa; Mollusca; Gastropoda; Lottiidae
Exons: 47
Coding region: 1-6669 (2222 amino acids)
Biological process (GO): centriole replication; ciliary basal body organization; centriole-centriole cohesion
Cellular component (GO): centriole; ciliary basal body; centrosome
Source: RefSeq, a predicted model, not a curated record